Messenger RNA from Frieseomelitta varia, 593 nucleotides. RefSeq lists its product as uncharacterized. Gene Ontology annotation, cellular component: BLOC-1 complex. Lineage: Eukaryota; Metazoa; Arthropoda; Insecta; Hymenoptera; Apidae. The coding region runs from base 2 to 502 and encodes 166 amino acids. The transcript has 4 exons. The record is from RefSeq and is a predicted model, not a curated record.
CAUGGAUUUGAAAGCGGUUGUUGUUUCUGGUGAGGCAUCAGAAUCUGAUGAUGACGCUGCGAGCAUUGUCACUGGUAUAGGAUUCCCUUUUGUAAGAGCAACUAAUUACUGUGGUACAAUUAUUUCUGGCGAAGCUCCAGAGUCUGAUGAUGAUGGAACAAGUAUAAGCAGUGUUAGUGGAGCAGUCGAUGCUAUGACCUGCAUACCAGAAAUGAAAAUACCAAAAUCAAAGAAAUGUUCUAUAAAAUACAAUAGUUUACUUCAUAAAAAAUUACAUGAAUGCAAUGAAACAUUGGAUAAGGACAUUAUACAAUUAAUUGAUGGAACAAUUGGCAAUGCCACUCAAGAACUAUCAACUGUUAAUAAACAAUUGCUAAGAAGUGAACUUAUACUUCAAGAGGCUGUUUCUCAAUUACGUAGCGCCUGCAAUCGAUCAAAAGAUACUUCCAAUGUGUUGUCUCAACUCAUGGAUAGAAAUAUUAUAUCGUCUAUUAAAACCUAAUUGAUGUAAAUAUAUUUUGUUAUAUAAGACUUAUUCAAAUAUGUAAUGAGAAUAUAAUAAUAAUAACGAUAAUAAUAACAAUGCUACCUUA